AUGUUAAAAAUUUGAAAGUUUUGUUAUCAAUAAGCACUUUUGGAAACAUAACAAAAUUUCUUCAAUUAUUUAGAGUUUUACAAAAGAAAGAAAAGGGAAAUCACCGAAAUCAUAGAACAUGGCUUUACGGAAAUCCGAUACCGGCAAAAACUCUAAGACUAAAUGUACCAAGAAGAUCAACAAUUCAAAAGGUGGGCCUCAAAAAGUAGUCAAACAGAGAAAGCCGAAAGCGAAACCAGUACAUCAAAGUGUCCACAAAACAAUUGUAGGCCACAAGGUCAAAAUGGAGUCGACGGCGUUGGAAGUGCCUCGGCUGUUUCGGGUGGAUCGACUGACGGGUUUACCCCUGGACUAUGAACAGACCGUAGAUUAUGUCAUGCACUAUGUGAAUCCGCAUCUCGUCCACAAGCGUUCUCCUGAGCAACUCUUGGAAGAGAAGUUAACACAAAUGUUUGCCUCUUUAAUGGAGCAACAGCGUGGCUAUGGUUGUGGCAUGUCCCGAUCUCUAAUUAGACAUAAGCUGAUGAGUCAAUUACGAUCCAAAGGGGGAUCUACCUUAACGUUGGCCAAGGCAAACCGUGAAGGAAACAUGGAGUUGAACGAAUUCCAUACGGCUUGCAAACGUGGACCGAAAGCCCAGUCGGAAACUUAUAUAAAUUCUCGGAAGAGCAAGGGGACUAAAUAUAAUCCAUAUAAAUUGUGAGAGCUCUUCGACAUACAAAAUGAUUGGCAUUAUUUAGACUUCGUUUUGCUAUUUAUCGGCUGUAUUGGAUGUUCUUUUCCCUCUCUUUUUAUCAUUUCUGAAACUAAAAUUUAAUGAUCAAGUUUUUUUUAAAUUGGUAAAUAAAAGUGUAUAAUAUGCAAAACCAUUA
Molecule: messenger RNA, 872 nt
Organism: Drosophila willistoni
Lineage: Eukaryota; Metazoa; Arthropoda; Insecta; Diptera; Drosophilidae
Exons: 2
Coding region: 119-703 (194 amino acids)
Source: RefSeq, a predicted model, not a curated record